Messenger RNA from Acanthosepion pharaonis, 642 nucleotides. The record is from the annotation of a GenBank genome assembly. Lineage: Eukaryota; Metazoa; Mollusca; Cephalopoda; Sepiida; Sepiidae.
AUGAAGGUAUCCCCUGUCCCAGAAGGCUUUCUUGGUAUCCCCAUCCCAGAAGGUUUUCUUGGUAUCCCCCGUCCCAGAAGGCUUUCUUGGUAUCCCCAUCCCAGAAUGGCUUUCUUGGUAUCCCCGUCCCAGAAGGCUUUUUUGGUAUCCCCAUCCCAGAAGGUUUUCUUGGUAUCCCCGUCCCAGAAGGCUUUCUUGGUAUCCCCGUCCCAGAAUGGCUUUCUUGGUAUCCCCGUCCCAGAAGGCUUUCUUGGUAUCCCCGUCCCAGAAGGCUUUCUUGGUAUCCCCGUCCCAGAAGGCUUUCUUGGUAUCCCCGUCCCAGAAGGCUUUCUUGGUAUCCCCGUCCCAGAAGGCUUUCUUGGUAUCCACGUCCUCCUUCAAUCAUUAUCAUCAUCUUGUAAAACACAUCCGACCAAAGAAUUGCAAACGUCAAGUAUGCCAACAUGUCAUAAUAUUUGUCAUUCCAAGGCUGCCUUCGGAAGCAUGGAAGUUGCAGACCUCGCAUCCCAUCAUAGGAACUCUGUAAAUAUUGUAACCUCUGCACCUAAAAACCUCUUGCUCGAAAGAGUUCGAGGCUGUCUUUUUCUCCAGUGUCUGGCAACAUUUCUUUUUUGGCAGUUUUUAUCUUCAUUCUGUUGCUAA